AUGAAUCAAUCAUUGAUUGUUUCAACGAAUAGUACAAAUUCUGGCCUACAGCAAGUAUCAUCAUCAUCAUCAUUGUGUUUAAAGGGGAAAAUUAAUACCAUGGAUAAUGAGAAUAUGAAUAAAAAAACAAUGAAUAUCUCUAGUAGUUUAAGUAAUUUUAUUUCAUCUUAUGAUGAAUUAUUACUCAAUUCAGAUCAUGUAAAAUUUGAAGGGAUUGAAGAUGAUUCAAUCCAGUCAUUGUCAACAUCUUCCCCAUCAUCACAACCAACAACAACAACAACAACAACAACGAGUGAAAUGUUGGAAAAAUCAAAUUUCAAUCAUACUGAAUCAUUUCAACACGAAUAUUAUUCACUAAGUCAUCAUCAACCUAUGGAGAUGAGUAAUUUAAACUCACAACGUUCUUCAAAACGUGGGAGUAAAACAAGCUUGAAUAGUAUGGAUUUGGGGAGUACUAGUAACUGUACUACUAACGUCUAUGAUACUAGUAGUAUUAGUAGUAAUAACAAAACUAUAACAUUGAAUAUGAAUAAUAAAACACGAAAUUCAAACAGUACCAACAGUAAUAAUAAUGAUAAUAAUGAAGAACGUAAAUUAUUUGUCGGCAUGUUGAGUAAACAGCAAAAUGAAGAUGAUAUCAGGUCGUUAUUCGAACCAUUUGGUACAAUUGAAGAGUGUACAAUACUUAGAGAUCAAAGUGGAAACAGUAAAGGAUGUGCAUUUGUAAAGUUCUCUACACAACAAGAAGCUCAAUCCGCUAUUCUAACGUUACACGGAAGUCAGACAAUGCCGGGUGCUUCGUCAAGUAUUGUUGUGAAAUUUGCUGACAGUGAAAAAGAACGUCAUACAAGAAAAAUUCAACAGUUGAUCGGUCCUAUGGGUUUGUUCAAUCCAACCAUAGCUUUAUCACAAAUCAAUGGAAAUAUGUAUUCUCAAAUGUUGGAGAAUAUGGCUCAAACAACAGGUUAUAUAAAUCCAGUCGCAGCACUAGCACUACAACUUCAACAUGCCAGUCAGUUGGCUACUGUUAACUUACCAAACAAUGUCUCCAACCUAGCUAUGAUAUCAGCAUUGACCAACAGCUCCAGUGGACAUCUUGGUUGUGGUCCAUUAUUGCAUAAUCCACGUUCAGGUGCUAUAUGUCAUGCUAAUCCAAUGGCCACAGCUGCAGCUGUACUUGGCCUAUCAACAGGUAAUCCACAACUGACUCAAAUGUCGCCUCAACUUGCAGCUUUGACAAGUGUGAACAAUACAUGUGUUACAGGAGAAGUUGGAAAUGGUAAUAAUAAUAAUAACAAUUCUAAUACAAGUGGGAAUUCUGCUGCUGCUGCAGCUGCUGCCGCUGCCGCUGCAGCCGCUGGACUUAGUACAAAUGCAGCAAUGGCAGCAGCAGCUGCAGCUGUUGUUGCUAUGGCAAACGGAAAUAUGACAGGAAAUGUAAACUCAAAUGGAACAGGAAAUGGUUUAACUGGACAAACAAUGAGCUUAGGAUCUCCUGGAGCUGGUGGCCCUACACUAACUUUACAUACAAUUCCAGGUACGCAUACACCUUCAGCUACGCUUAGUAAUCUUGGAAAUGUAUCUCUACCGCUAAAUCAAGCAAUUUCAAACGCAUCCUUUGGACUGAACACACUGACAUCCCCAUUGGCUGGAAUUCCUACAGAUGCACUCUCCCAUCUUUAUCCCAGUGUUCCAACAUAUGGAUUACCGUAUCCUUCACCGGUUACAUCAGCUUUAAAUCCAUUCGCUUCAAUGGCGCAUCAAGCACUUACAAUGCCUAUACAACAAAAAGAAGGCACUAAGGAUUUAAUUUUAACAGGACCAGAGGGAUGCAAUCUUUUCAUUUACCAUCUACCACAGGAAUUUGGCGAUCCAGAAUUGGCUCAAAUGUUUAUGCCAUUUGGAACGGUAAUCAGUGCUAAAGUAUAUGUUGAUCGUGCAACAAAUCAAAGUAAAUGUUUCGGUUUUGUUAGCUUUGAUAAUUCAACUAGUGCACAAACUGCUAUACAAGCAAUGAAUGGUUUUCAAAUCGGUAUGAAACGUUUAAAAGUUCAAUUAAAACGUCCUAAAAAUGAUUCAACAAAACCCUAUUAA
Messenger RNA from Heterobilharzia americana, 2094 nucleotides. NCBI's taxonomy places the organism in Eukaryota, Metazoa, Platyhelminthes, Trematoda, Strigeidida, Schistosomatidae. The record is from the annotation of a GenBank genome assembly.